GAGAUGUUAAUCUCUGUGGCCCUGGGCCAGGUGUUAUCACUCCUUAUUUGUGGAAUUGGCUUGACUAGCAAGUACCUGACAGAAGAUUUCCAUGCCAACACACCCGUCUUCCAGAGCUUCCUCAAUUACAUUCUCCUCUUCUUGGUCUAUACCACUACACUGGCUGUCAGACAAGGAGAAGAGAACCUCCUGGCGAUUUUACGACGAAGAUGGUGGAAGUACAUGAUUUUGGGACUCAUAGACCUGGAAGCAAACUACCUAGUAGUCAAGGCUUACCAGUACACGACCCUGACCAGCAUCCAGCUCCUGGACUGCUUCGUGAUCCCCGUGGUGAUUCUGCUCUCCUGGUUCUUCCUGCUGAUCCGGUACAAGGCUGUGCACUUCCUCGGCAUCGUGGUCUGCAGGGUUGUGGGUGUCAGUCGCAGCCCGGAGACCCAGAAGGAGAACGCCGAGGUCCAAGCCAGGCAAGUGGGCUGCCCCAGGUCACAGAGCCAGCAGAGCAGGGACUGGUCCCCCAGGCUCCCAGAGCAGGACUCCCCGCCCCGGUGCUGCUGUGAGCUGAAGAUAGAGGGAAAAGCAAGCGAGACAGCCCCGGCCUCAGAUCCACAGCCCUACAACUCUGCCAGGCCCUACCUCAAGAGCACACUGAAAACGCACCCCUCGGCAUUUCUGAUUCUCUUCUAUGCAACGCUGGUUCCACGGCCUAUCAGUCAGUGUCAUACCAAAGAGCCUGUGCUGCGUUCUAUAUGUGGAGUGGCCUUGGAGAUGGACACUCUCUUUGGACCAACCAGAGGGGAAAAUAAGUUGGUGGGAGACCUCCUGGUCUUAGGAGGGGCCACACUCUACGGUAUCUCCAACGUCUGGGAAGAAUACAUCGUCCGAACCCUGAGCCGAGUGGAGUUCCUGGGAAUGAUUGGUCUUUUUGGAGCAUUUUUCAGUGGAAUUCAGUUAGCUAUAAUGGAACACAAGGAGCUGUUAAAGGUGCCCUGGGACUGGCAAAUAGGACUGCUCUAUGUCGGCUUCAGUGCCUGCAUGUUCGGGCUCUACAGCUUCAUGCCCGUCGUCAUAAAGAAGACCAGCGCCACUUCGGUCAACCUCUCUCUGCUCACGGCCGAUCUGUACAGCCUGUUCUGCGGAUUGUUUCUCUUCCACUACAAGUUUUCAGGCCUUUACCUACUGUCCUUCUUCACCAUCCUCAUCGGGCUGGUGCUCUACUCUUCCACGUCCACCUACGUCGCCCAGGACCCCCGUGUGUACAAGCAGUUCCGCAACCCCUCAGGACCUGCCGUGGACUUGCCAGCUGCCGCGCAGGUGGAGCCGUCGGUCACCUACACCAGCCUGGGCCAGGAGACCGAGGAGGAGCCCCACGUCCGCGUGGCCUAGGGCGAGGCCCGCCUGCCUGCAGGGCCGGCACCAGGCCAGGCGUUUGCUAGUCAUUGCUGUUGUGUGUGUAGAGAAAGGUAUUUACUGGGUGCAGUCUGCACAGGUGGACUGCAAGGUAGCAGACCUUCCGGAGCCGGUCAAGGGAGCCAGCCGCACACACCGGGAGACACAGGCUCCAACCACCUGACUUGGGGAGAUGCUAGCUAGUGUGCAUCCUGACCACAACCCCGUGCGUUCAUUACUGUGAAGAUUUUUGAAUCAAAAGCGAGUACUGCCGUUGUCGUUGUUUGAAUCAUGAUGGUUACUGUUAUCACACUGACCGUCAGGCGGAUGUUUUGUUCUCCUGGUGGGCACUAUUGCCAGGCCCACAUGUAGUCCAUGUAAGUCCUACUUUUCUAUGGCAAGUCCCUUUUUGAGAGUCAUUCUUUAUCUUUUGCACAGACUGCAUGGGUGACGCACGCCCCUGGAGCCCACCCCGAGACGGCUUCAUAUCCUAGGGACCUGGUGGCUGAGGUUUUCCUCCGUUCCCGGUUGGACUGCCUGCACAGACAUGUUUUGUGCCAUGACCCUUGUCGGGAGGGGCAACUGACCACACGAUUCUCUAUUCUAGGAAUAGAUAUGAAACACACCUUUCAGCCUUUUUAUAGUCCAACCUCUGCUGGCUCCAGGCCAUUGCCUUUCUGCUGUGCCACAUGGGCCUGCUGACCAAGUCCCUGAAAUGACAGGAUGAGGACUGAUCCACGUCUGUGGCUCACGGGCAGCCCCAGAAGCAGUCUCACUUGUCUUCAGGGCAAGGCGUCGUUUUAAAGUCUUCCACCCCUC
Molecule: messenger RNA, 2205 nt
Organism: Carlito syrichta (Philippine tarsier)
Lineage: Eukaryota; Metazoa; Chordata; Mammalia; Primates; Tarsiidae
Gene: SLC35F1
Product: solute carrier family 35 member F1
Exons: 9
Coding region: 4-1383 (459 amino acids)
Biological process (GO): transmembrane transport
Cellular component (GO): membrane
Molecular function (GO): transmembrane transporter activity
Source: RefSeq, a predicted model, not a curated record